This is a messenger RNA of Fibroporia radiculosa, 4338 nucleotides long. RefSeq lists its product as uncharacterized. The transcript is spliced from 4 exons. NCBI's taxonomy places the organism in Eukaryota, Fungi, Basidiomycota, Agaricomycetes, Polyporales, Fibroporiaceae. The coding region runs from base 1 to 4338 and encodes 1445 amino acids. The record is from RefSeq and is a predicted model, not a curated record.
AUGUCGAGAGUCAGACGAAAGCCGCCGCCCUCAUUCCCUUAUUCUCCCAAAUACCCUCACCCAGAUCCUACCGAUCCAUAUGUACCUCUGAGGACGCUGCGCGAGCGCGCCUCACUCACCAAUACGUCGCAACAUACUUCCCACGACAGCCCUUACGCCCACCUCAGCCCGGAUCGCGAGGGGUUCUUCCUAACCGUCUCUCCUGAUGCUUUUGGACAGGGUCUCGAUAUAAAUUAUCCUCCAAGUUCUUCUGACAACCACAGCGUUCUGACUCCUCCGCGCAUAUAUCAAGAGCAUUUCGGCGGUUACCACUCAGACAGCCCCAUUGCUCGUGCUCCGCGCCCGUUGCGCUCCAGGAUCAAGCCAUCCCGAGAAUCGAGGUCGUACUUUUCCGAUCUUGACCUUUCUUCAGCGUCGCCUAUCCCUCGUCACCAUGACCAGCACCAGAAAGAGAAAACAGCUGAAUCGGACUACCAUUAUCGCAGGCGCUCUAGGUCCGUCUUCAUUCCACGCCCCCAAAGCCAGAGCCAGGAGCAAGGUGAUCCACCCACGGCAGAUGUAUCACCAUCGAAUGCGAGUGCAGAUGCGAUCGCAUCCCCCCAUUCUGAUGCAGCCGGUGGUAUCUUGGUGAGACAGUAUACGUACGAUGACCGCCAGUCUCACGGAUAUCUCUAUGUACCAGCUGGGAACGAGCUCGAUGUUGAGGAGUCUCCAGCACCCGAAGUGGACGCGCACGUACACUCGCAGCCCCAAUCGCAGCGUUCCGCAACGCCCUCAAUGACACCUGACGAUACUCUUAGUUUGAGCAGUACAAGUGGACGAGAUCGCUCUGUCUCGCUUUCUCCGCGCUCGCUCGUCCGCGACCUCCCACGUGCAGUCUCGAAGCCCGUCUUGCGAAUUGAGGAGCGGAAGAAAAUUCUAGAGCAAGAGCAGGACACACCUCUGAGCGCACACGGUCCAAUUCAGACAGCGGAUUUUUCUAUAUUGCGUUCUCCAACAGGGCCCUUGCCGUCAUCCGAAGUGGAUUCUAUUGUCUUCCCGCCCAGCGAGUCUCACACCGAGUCUACAUCUAUCCCUGAACCUCAGCAAGAACAGGACGGAGAGCAGGAAAAGCCCAAGCGCGGAAGAGCCAUGAGCGCAGGUAAUCGCGAGGAUACUCGAGAUGCAUCGCGCCAGUCGAGCUUCGAAGCUGGGCGACGGAGAACUUCCUCGAAUCCGGGUCGCCGCCAAGUUUCAAGGAAGCCAUCGGUUGAAAGCGAGUCGUCGCUGGCUAUCUCUGCUGCACUGGAAAGCGUGCAAGUGCCUGCGGACGAAGCACUCCUGGAGUCCCCAGAACCAGUGCCGGAAAAUAUCUUCACGUCGAAUGCAGGUCCUUCUUCGUUUCCUGCGUCUUUUGCACAUGACCAUAGACUCGCUGCUGCCCAUACGCUAACGAAAGAUUUUACUUUUGGUCGUGGCUCUCACCUCGGCGGAGGGGAGAGUGAGCCAAAUAUUGGCAGUAAAUCCACGCGGUUCAUCAUGCACAAGCCGAAGAAAAGCCUAAGCUACGUCAGCCUGGGGCUAUCAGCGCUGCCGAAUGUGAGCACCGGUCCAACUAUCGCACAUAGCGCAAAUACGAGUAUCGGGAGUGCCAUGACGGUAGGUGGUGGGUUUGGGAGUAUCGCUAGUUUGAGUAGGGAGGACCUCGACAAGCAGGCUCAGCAGUUCUUCUUAUUGCGCCCGCCCCCUAGCAUGGCGGCUCAGCCUGCCGAAUCCAAGGGGCUAGAGCGUCCGCCUAUUACCGAGCGGAGUGCUCGACGAGUCUCGUCGUUUAAUAUUCUCGAUGAAGACCAGCUGGCUGCACAACUCGAGCACGAAUUUUCAAGUCCUGCGGUACGGGGCCAGUCAACACCGGCGUUCACAUCCCUCUCAUUGCUUGAUCGACCACGAACGCCCCAGCCGCUCUCACCUAUAACGUCGCGAGGCCCUUCGCCUGUCGGAAACAAUCGAGAAUCGCGCUACCAGCCUGGGCCGCGUGAUCCUACGCCACCGCCUGUCCAGACGUUCGCGAGCCCAAUUCCUCGCAUACCAGCGCCGAUUCCACGGGUUCCAUCGCCUGACAAUCAUCGUCAGUCAUACGCUCAGUCUGCUCUUCCACCACCCGUAUCUGACUCUCCCCCCAAAUUCUAUAUCUCACCAAUACCGCCAUCAGAGGUGCUUGCUCCCGCUCCUCUUCCGCUUUCUCCCCCUCAGCCCUCAGAACCGCCGACGCCACUUCCACUUCCUACGCCACGCACCAAGUCGCCGGUUCCCCGCCCACCGUCUCGACCACGCGAAUCUCAGAACACUGUUCCAAACGUCAUACGCAGUGUUGCCGCACAUGAUGUCAUGCCAACUCGGUCACGAAGCCCGCCCCUCGAGAUCAAACAGAGGAAGCGGGAUACGAUUAGAGAGGAAGAAAGGCUGUCCGCUUAUCUGCCUGUAGCUCAGCUUCGGCCUCAAACGCAACUUCAAGUUCCACAGCCACAGCAAGGGCCGACGCUCGCAAGAAAGCGCAUUAGCACCGCGCAGAUCUCUGCGCCGCUCAGGCAGCCGACACCUCCUGCUCCGGUGCAGGUGUCAGAACCACAACCAGCUCCGACGCUUGCUCGCAAGCGAAUUAGUACCGCGCAGGUCUCUGCACCCGUCAGGCAGCCGACACCUCCUGCGCAGGCGCAACGUCAAAGUCGUGCGCGGUCAGCUACACCCCCACCCCAGCCUCCUUCACGCUCGCAAUCGCCAUCAGUAGAGACACCGUACCGAUCAGCGUCGGCAAUUGCCAUGCAGUCUCGUGCCCAAUCUCCCCCUCCUGUGCCCGAAUUUAGAGCACAAUCUCCUCCCGUGGUGUCCAAGUCUCGGUUCCGCUCUCCGCCGCCUCAUUUUGUGUCUCGCGCCCAAUCGCCUCCGCCUCGAGCACCAUCGCGGGCGCGAUCACCCACAUCGUCACAAGACCACGCCCUCCGGAGAAGACGCAGCCGUGAGCAGUCUAAUUCGCAACUCUCCAGAGCAGGAACGUCACAGAGCGCCGGGACGCAGUCGUCUGGCCCACAGAAUCGCCGUCAUGAUACCGCGCCGUCCACUCCGGUGCCUCGACAUACCACGCCAUCACCAACCAUGACCACACAUUCCCAACCAUCGCGGGCGGCCAGACGCUCACGCUCGCAAGCACAAGUACCGCAGAGGACGAGACGGCAUCCCCAGCAACGCGAGCACCAGGUGCACCAGUUACCCACGAGAAACAUGCGGUUUGAUGAGUAUGCCGCGCCGACACCGGAACAGCUCAGACUAGCGUCGUCCAUCUUUGUCGUCGCACAAAAUGGAUUACGUGUCCAGUUUGGCGAGUUGUUCAGGGAAAGGAAGACUAUUGUCUGUUUCAUACGGCAUUUCUGGUGUCCCAAUGACCAGGAUUACAUGUAUUCCAUUGCGAAGACAGUGAACCCUGAUGAUCUUAGACGUGCGGGGAUAGAUCUUGUGAUCAUAGGUGUUGGCUCUCCAGCUAUGAUCAAAUCGUACAGACAAAUCUUCCGGAUGCCCUUUGCGGUUUACACUGAUCCGGCUCUACGUGUGCACGCUGCGCUCGGGAUGACACGAAAAACCCAAGACCCUGGCUUGGAUUCGGAGCGUGGAGAGUAUGUGAGACAUGGUCCUCUGGGCGGCCUCGCGAUGGUCGUCAGGAACGCCAUCAGGGUGGGCAUGCCUGUAUGGGAGAAGGGGGGCGAUGUGACCCAGCUUGGUGGAGAGUUCGUCUUCGGACCUGGGCCGUCAUGUGGAUACGUACACCGGAUGAGCACGACGCGCUCACAUGAACCCAUCCAACGUAUUUUGACGAUGGCGGGCAUCCGUACGGUGCCGUUCGGGCCUAGCGGUGCGUCACGAUCCUUCGUGUCCCCGGACGACGAGGAGAGCUGGAUGGAAGAUAGGCGCCGAAGUUUUGCACGCAUGCAGUCAAGGCGAGAAAAGCGCAGAGAAGGGACGGGUGAACAAUGGAGAAGGGAAAAUUCAUUCGACAUGAACUAUGAAAGCGACCUUGGUAGCGGCAGUGUUGAAGGAGUUUGGGGCACGAACAUGACCAGAGAAGCAGGUGCGCGGUCAACGGAGGACGAUCGCGAGCUUUAUUCCAGCAGGAAGCGUGGUUUCCGUGUCGCAAACCCAGAUCAAUACACGCCAUCCACACCCAUCGAGGAGCACGAAGCAAAUGGGGAUCACGGCUGGGACGCGGACGUGUCUGACUUACCGUACCUAGAGGGCAUUGGACGAACGCGGGCCGAGUCGUACCAGUUGACGCAAGAGGUCCUUGCAUAUUCAUUUGGCAAAAGAUGA